Molecule: messenger RNA, 975 nt
Organism: Effrenium voratum
Lineage: Eukaryota; Dinophyceae; Suessiales; Symbiodiniaceae
Source: the annotation of a GenBank genome assembly
AUGAGGGUGGCGUUCAAGGAGCGCAUCGCGCUGAUGCUGGGCCUGGACCACAAACAGAUCUUCAACUGCAAGGCCCGGGACUGCAUGAGCUGCUUCACCGCGAACCGCUUCAAAGCCAUCGAGUUGCUCAUCUGGAAAGUAGAGGAUCUUCCCUCGGCUGACCUCUUCGCAGCAAACAACGUCUUCGUGGAGGUGUACCUGGGAUACAACGAGACCACCCGCACCAGGGUCCACAACAAUGCGGGGAGUGACUGCAUCUUCAAAGAAUCGGUGCAGCUCAACUUCGAUGAGCUCGCGGAGAUGCCUGAGGGCUUCGGGGUGUCGGUCAGCGAGCUGGCGGGCUCAGCGUUGAAGCUGCAGAGUCCGAAGGCCCGGGACCGCUGGACCGCCUGCGGCGCCUUGGCCAAGUUGGGCCGCGGGGCCUUGGAGAGCGACGGCGACGGCGCAGUGGCCUCCGCGCUGCGGGCCGCGGCGCGCGACGCGGACGCGACCGUGCGGUGUGAGGCCGCCCGCGCGCUGGGCCAAGUGGGGGUCCUGGCCUCGACCCCGGAGCUCAUAGCGCUUCUUUCCGACGAGGACGACGGGGUGCGCUGGGGCGCCUGCGAGGGCCUGGGGAACCUGGCGCCGGCCUCCGCGGCCCCGGCGCUGACGCAGGCCCUGGAGGACGAGUACGAGGACGUGCGCGGUGCGGCCGCGGCGGGCCUCGGCAAGUUGGCGCGCGCCGGCCACGCCGCCGCGGGCGCCGACGGCGAUCCGGCGCUGGGGGGCGCGCUGGGCCCGGCACUGGUGCCGCUGCUGACGGACGAGGCAUGGACGGUGCGGCGCAGCGCCGCGGAGGCGCUGGGCAGGUGCCGCUGGCCGGAGGCCGCGCCGGAGCUGCGGCGCGCCAGGGAGGACCGGGACCCGCGGGUGAAGCAGGCGGUGGAGGCAGCGCUGCAGGCCUUGCAGGCCGUCGCCGGCCCGGAUGCUGCGUGA